Molecule: messenger RNA, 2283 nt
Organism: Cordyceps militaris CM01
Lineage: Eukaryota; Fungi; Ascomycota; Sordariomycetes; Hypocreales; Cordycipitaceae
Product: SDA1 domain protein
Exons: 2
Coding region: 1-2283 (760 amino acids)
Biological process (GO): ribosomal large subunit biogenesis; ribosomal large subunit export from nucleus
Cellular component (GO): nucleolus
Source: RefSeq, a predicted model, not a curated record
AUGGUGAAGAGAAAGGUUGCCGCGCUCGAGAAAAUCGACGCCGAUUUCCCAGCCUCUGCCUCUGAGGCAACGCCCAAAGCAAAUAGAGCUAACGCCCCUAGAUCAUACAAAGAUGAAUUCCUAAAACAAUGGGAGCAGUACGAGUCCCAGCGCGAAAUCUUCCUCACCUCUCCGACCACCGCCUCGGCCGACUCGAUCGAGUCCUUCCACAACAUGGUGGACCUCAUGGCGCACAUUGCCGACUGCUACCCAGACGUCAUGGGCCGCUUCCCCGGGGACCUCGAGGCGAUCCUCUCGCAGCACCACACCAUCCUGCACCCGGAGCUGCGCGAGAAGAUUGUCGGCAGCAUGCUGCUGCUGCGCCGCAAGGAUGUCGUCGACUCCGCCACGGUCCUGCAGGCGCUCUUCCCCAUCCUCGUCUCCUCACCGUCCAAGUCGCUGCGUGCGCUCGUCUUUAGCAAGAUCCUCAGCGACCUGCGCAACUCCAACACGAAGUCCAUCAACCACCCGCUCAACCGCACCAUCCAGACGGUCCUGUACAACCUCGUCACCGCCGACCGCGCCUCCCCGCGUGCCAUCUGGGCCAUUAAAAUCACCCGCGAGAUGUGGAAGCGCCAGCUCUGGACCGACGCCAAACCUGUCGACGUCAUGAAGGAGGCGUGCCUCUCGGAUAAUGAAAAGGUCGUCAUCGGCGGCGUGCGCUUCUUCCUCGGCGGCGACAAGGAGCGUGAGGAGCUCGAAGACGAGAGUAGCGACGACGAGGUUGACCUCGCCAAGGUCAAGCACCAGGUCACCAUCAACAAGAAGACGCGAAAGCAUAAAAAGAACUACUCCAAGGCCCUCGAAAAGGUCAAGCGCCAAGACCGCAAGAAGCAGGCUCCUCAUCCCCUUAACUUUUCCGCUCUGCAUCUGCUGCACGACGCGCAGGGCUUUGCUGAGCAGGUCUUCUCCAAGCACCUGCAGAACACAAAAGCGAAGUUGUCACUCGACUCAAAGCUCCUCGUGCUGCAGCUCGUCACGCGUCUCGUCGGUCUGCACAAGCUCACCAUCGUGCCGCUGUACUCGUGGUUUAUCAAGUACCUGACGCCGCGCCAGCAGAGCGUCACCUCGUUCCUGGCGUCCCUCGCGCAGGGAACACACAACCUGGUACCUCCUGACGCUCUCGAGCCGCUGAUUCAGAAGAUUGCCAACGAGUUCAUCUCAGAGGCGUCGGCGGCCGAGGUGGCAGCGGCGGGCCUCAACGCGAUCCGUGAGGUGUGCGCGCGCCAGCCGCUGGCCAUGACGGACACGCUGCUGCAGGACCUGGUGCAGUACAAGAAGAGCAAGGAUAAGGGCGUCAUGAUGGCGGCCAAGGGUCUGCUGUCGCUGUACCGCGAGGUCGGCGCCGAGCUCCUACGGAAGCGCGACCGCGGCAAAGAUGCCUCCAUGGGCUUGCGCAGCGGCAUCCAGAAGCAGCACAUGUUUGGUGAGGAGGCGCCCGGUGGCAUCGAGGGCCUCGAGCUGCUCGCCAACUUCAAGCACGAGCAGCGCCGGCGCCGGCUCGCCGAGAAGGGCCUGGCAUCGGACGCCGAGUCGGACGAGGAGGAUAAGCAGGAAGCUAAUGAUGACGAGUGGGAGGUGGCGUCGGACGACAGCAGCGAGUCGGGCGACUGGAUCGCCGUCAGCAGCGACGACGAGGCGGAGAUUGGCGCCCCGAAGCAGACGAAGCGUCCCCGCACCAGCAAGUCUGCUGAAAACGGAGACGAAGCGGACGCGGAAGAGGCUGCAGCUGCCACCGCCGCCGCCGCCGCCGAGCACGAGGACGAAAUCGCGCGAAUGAUGAAGCUCGCGACCACGACGGUGCUCACGCCGGCCGAUCUCACCAAGCUCGCGGAGCUGCGGACCAGCGCGGCGGUGCAGCGCGUCCUCGGCGGGCGCGGCAGCAAGCACCCGACCGGCAAUGGCGGGCACGAGGACCGGCACCGCGACGAGGGCCUGACGGCGGAGCAGAUUGAGGCGCCGGCGCGCCUGCGCAAGCUGACCAAGGAGGAGCGCGUGGCGCUCGCGCGCGAGGGCAAGCCCGACCGCGAGGAGCACAAGAGCACCCAGGCCAUGCGCAAGGCCAAGCUCCAGGCCGCCGGCAAGUCGACGUCGAACCGCGAAAAGGAGCGCAAGAAGAACUUCCUCAUGACGAUUGGCAAGGCCCGCAGCAAGCACAAGCGGAGCCUGGUCGAGACGAAAAAGGUGCUCCAGGGCCAUGUGCAUCGCAGCACGCGUGGUGGGCGUCGGGCCAACGGCACGUAG